This is a messenger RNA of Aureobasidium pullulans EXF-150, 840 nucleotides long. Its product is annotated as peptidyl-prolyl cis-trans isomerase B. Bases 62 to 688 code for a protein of 208 amino acids. The record is from RefSeq and is a predicted model, not a curated record. Gene Ontology annotation, molecular function: peptidyl-prolyl cis-trans isomerase activity. NCBI's taxonomy places the organism in Eukaryota, Fungi, Ascomycota, Dothideomycetes, Dothideales, Saccotheciaceae. Gene Ontology annotation, cellular component: fungal-type vacuole; endoplasmic reticulum. The transcript has 4 exons. Gene Ontology annotation, biological process: protein folding; protein peptidyl-prolyl isomerization.
CCUCCCCCUCGAUCUCUCUCUCUCGAACCAGUUGCUGCUGUAAUUCGACAUCCCAUCAAUCAUGGCCAGCUUUCAGAGAGUCGUCAUCUCCCUCUUGGUGAUCCUCACCUUCACCUUUGUCUUCUUUGCCCAGUCUACCGAGGCUGUCAAGGGUCCCAAGAUCACCCACAAGGUCUACUUCGAUGUGACCUCCGGUGACGAGGAGCUCGGCCGUAUCGUUCUUGGUCUCUACGGCAAGACUGUCCCCAAGACUGCCGAGAACUUCAGAGCUCUUGCUACUGGCGAGAAGGGCUUUGGCUACGAGGGCUCUACUUUCCACCGUGUCAUCAAGGACUUCAUGAUCCAGGGCGGUGACUUCACCAAGGGUGACGGCACCGGCGGCAAGUCCAUCUACGGCAACAAGUUCCCCGAUGAGAACUUCAAGCUGAAGCACAGCAAGAAGGGUCUUUUGAGCAUGGCCAACGCUGGCAAGGACACCAACGGCUCUCAAUUCUUCAUCACCACCGCCAUCACCUCUUGGCUCGACGGCCGUCACGUCGUUUUCGGCGAGGUCCUCGAGGGCUGGGAGAUCGUCGACAAGAUCCAGAACCUUCCCAAGGGUGCUGGCGACAAGCCUCAGAAGCCCAUCAAGAUCGCCAAGAGUGGCGAGCUCGAGGUCCCUGAAGAAGGUAUUAGAGCCGAGCUCUGAUUCAGCUCCGGGCGGUAUGUCUGGUCCGGAUCAGCUUGCUCAAUCCCUUCUCUCGCCGCUCCGGGCCGCUGAUGCUUGCUGUCUCUAGAAAAGCUCAUUGGUUCGGCUGAGCCGGUGGCGGACCUCAAGGAAGAAGACGACGACUCGGCCAA